CCUAUAGAUGACAUUAACACACAGAAGAAGCUAGGAAAGAUAACAGACGAUCGAUACGGUGGACAUAAGACAUGGAAGCCAACACUUUUCCAAGGCCAGUUUCUUCCCACCAGGUUCUCGCAAUUAUCAUCUUCACAUUUCUAGCUAUAUCUAGCCUCAGUUCAGCAUGCAAUAACAAUUCAACCACCCCUACCAAUUCCACACAAACCUAUGAUUAUAAAAACACCACCUUUCCUUCAAACUCCACCAAUACCUUCAGAGCCUACAUUAAAACCUCUUGCAUCUCAACCACAUACCCAUCAAUAUGCUACUCAACUUUAUACCCCUAUGCUUCCAAAAUUGAAGCAGAUCCUCUGAAACUCUGCAAUAUCUCUCUCUCACUCGCCUUAAAGGCAUCUAAAAGUGCAUCCUCCACCAUUUCAGAGACUCUGGAGAGCAAUAAUUUGACAGGCACUGCAGAAGAAGUGGUACAAGAUUGCUUAAGCAAUGUGAAGGACUCUAUAGGACAACUGAAAGACUCUCUUAAUGUAAUGGAAGGUUUGGAAUUGGAUGGUGUUGAUAAAAAGUUUCAGAUUAGCAACAUUAAGACUUGGGUGAGUGCUGCAAUCACCAAUGAUCAAACUUGCUAUGAUGGUUUUGAUGCGAUGAGCGUGGACACCGCCGUGAGGGACAAAAUCAGAAGCACCGUUUUGAAUGUGGCGAGGAAGACUAGCAAUGCUUUGUAUUUCAUCAACAAUAACAUAUACUGAGUCUGAUUGGGUGAUGAAGGUUAAUUGAGGCUUUUUCUUUCCGUAUUUUUGGAAAGGUUUUCUUUUAGGCCGUGUAUUUUUGUAUAUACAGAGUGAAUUGUAGUUAAAAUGGUUUGUGAUGAAGUUACUUUGGAAUUUAUGUGCUU
This is a messenger RNA of Lotus japonicus, 895 nucleotides long. Its product is annotated as pectinesterase inhibitor 4-like. Bases 72 to 749 code for a protein of 225 amino acids. Gene Ontology annotation, biological process: negative regulation of catalytic activity. Gene Ontology annotation, molecular function: enzyme inhibitor activity. The transcript has a single exon. The record is from RefSeq and is a predicted model, not a curated record. NCBI's taxonomy places the organism in Eukaryota, Viridiplantae, Streptophyta, Magnoliopsida, Fabales, Fabaceae.